GGCGAGGCGGUCCCGGUCCCGGUCCCGGUCCCGGUCCCCGUCCCGGUCCCGGUCCCGGUCCCGGUCCCCGUCCCGCCGCUAUGCGGAAGUUCUUCCAGGAGAUCAAGGCCGACCUGAAGUUCAAGACCGCAGGGCCCGGACAGAAGCUGUCGGAGCCGGCCCGGGCCCCCAAGGAGAAGCCGAGAGCCGAGGUGGCCCCGAAGCCUCGUCAGGGACCCACGGAUGAAGCGCAGAUGGCGGCGGCGGCGGCGUUGGCCCGGCUGGAGCUGAGGCCCAAGACCAAGGCGCCCUCCUCCCAGGAGGCCAUCAGGAGCCAGGUGAGAAAAGCGCUGAUGGCCGAGGCAGCUGCCAGCGAGAAAGGGGUCUCCGCAGAGGAGAAGGACCUCGCCUCCCCAGCCAGGGAAGGGGCAUCUGCCCCCUCUGUUUCAGGGGUUUAUUUUAUUUGCCCGUUGACCGGUGCAGUUGUAAAGAAAGACAAGAAGGAAAAGCACCUCAGAGAAGCCAUCCAGUCGUAUUUCUCCGUAGACCCGGUGGCUGCCUCGAUCAUGGAGAUUCACACCUUCAAUAAGGACCGGGAGAAAGUACGAGUGGGUGUGGAGACCAUGGCCAGGUACUUGGAUAAUAUCUGUCUCCACCCAGAGGAGGAGAAGUACCGAAAAAUCAAGCUGCAGAACAAAGUGUUUCAGGAAAGGAUAAGCUGUCUGGAAGGGAUACACAGAUUUUUCCAGGCUGUCGGGUUUGAGACAAAAACACUGCCUGUUCCAGGACAAGAGACCACAGAGGAGUACUAUGUACUGAAGGAAGAAAUGCUGACCAAGCUGGAAGACCUCAAGGAUUACAAAGAGCAGCUUUUAAGCUCUGAGCCUGUGAGAGCACAGCUGGAUCGCCAGCUCUGUGUAUUUAAACCAUCACCUGAAGCUGCUCGGUUUGAGCUACCAAAUGACUUUUACAACCUCACUGCAGAAGAGAUCAAACGAGAGCAGCGACUCCGGACAGAAGCGGUGGAGAAGGCUUCGAUGCUGAGGACGAGAGCCAUGCGAGAGAAAGAAGAGCAAAGGGAAAUGCGGAAGUACAACUACACCCUGGUACGAGUCCGGUUUCCCGAUGGAUACAUCCUCCAAGGGACUUUUUAUGCACGAGAGUCACUAUCUGCGCUCUACAACUUUGUGAGAGAAGCACUCAGAGAUGACUGGCUGCCCUUUGAGCUCUUGGGACCUGGAGGCCUCAAACUGACUGAUGAGAACUUGGCAUUCAAUGAAUGUGGGCUGGUGCCCUCAGCCCUCCUGACUCUCGCCUGGGACGCGGCAGUCAUGGCAGACAUCGAAGCGUCAGGAGAGGAGCAGCCAGCAAACUCCCUGAAACCAGAAAUUCUCUCCAGAGUCCAGACACUGUCAUGAAAUAAAGGGCAGUGGGUUCAGUGCUGGUGGUUUUAGACUGUUCCCUCAUUUUCCCAUACAGACUGUUGGGGCUUCCACCUACGUGACCUCAGACCUGACUUUGUUUUAGCACUGCAGUGGGAGUCUAGAUUCUGCCACGUGACACCAACCUCGUGGUCACCUCCACAACUCCAGCAGCCAGACACUAAAGCAGUCUUCCCUGGUAAGACAGUUGCAGGACAGCUCUGCAUAGCUUUAAAAACCAAGUUUGAGCAGUGACUGCUUGAAGUGUUUCAAAGAUGGUGAUGAAGCACCACUCUCCUCCCCUGGAGGAGGGACAGUGGGUGCUAGUACAAGGCUGGAUUAGCAAUUGAUUGAGCUGGGAUAUUGGGCUGGGCUUAAACUCAGCUUUUCCUUCUGCUUUUGUGUGCACUGUAACUCCUAUUGGAGAGAAUAUAUUUAGAUAAAAUUAUGCUUAGUCUGAUUAAAUGGAGUAUUUAAAGACUUA
Molecule: messenger RNA, 1884 nt
Organism: Falco peregrinus (peregrine falcon)
Lineage: Eukaryota; Metazoa; Chordata; Aves; Falconiformes; Falconidae
Gene: UBXN6
Product: UBX domain protein 6
Exons: 11
Coding region: 81-1397 (438 amino acids)
Cellular component (GO): cytoplasm
Molecular function (GO): protein binding
Source: RefSeq, a predicted model, not a curated record